GUUGAGGGCCUGAGCUGGAGCAAGCGGCCCGCGGUUUCACACCGCAUCAUAGGAAUAAAAGGUAACAAGAAGAAAUUGAAUUCAGUGCCAAGCCUUUCCGCCAAUGCGGCAUUGGAUAAGAACAUCGGCAAAGAAAAGCUCGGCCGCAUGAAACAAAAGGCUUUCUGCCGUGGGGCCAUCUACACUUUGGUUUUUCUGGCAAUUCACAUUGGCGUUGCCCCUGUAGCAACCAUUUUUGGGUACAUUGGUGCACCACAACAGGCGAGGCUUUCCCACGACUUUGACAACCUCAGCUCGGAGUUUCGACAUCGGCUUCAACUUGCUUGGACGCCAACUCGUGGUCGCAUACCCGGUCCCAAGUCCGGGCGUCGCUGGACGUUCUGUUGGACACUACUGGUUGGUGUUCUGACAGUGCUUGUGUUCACAAUUCUGACUGGCGACGGGGGUGAGGGUUGUAGUCAAUCCAUGGUGACUACUGAAGCACCUUCUCCACCAUGGCUUCAGGACCUUCCUACAUUAGGUGCGAAGCGACAUGGAACGCGGCCUUUAGCAACCUCAGAACUUCUGAGAUGGGCGCCCAAGGACAAAUCCAUCAAGAAGAGAAGCAUCAAACGAGCCUUUCGCCGUGCAUGCCGCGAUGGCAUUUGCUGGUAUCGGGGACACAAAUUCACUCCUUCGGACUUUCCGGCUCAGCUGCAAGUGCCUGAAACAGUACCUCCGACACCUUCUCGUCUGACACCGUCAGGACAUCGAGACUUGCAACAAUACAAUGGCAAACAUCAGAGCCGUCGACGCCUUCAGUUUCUUUCCUGGAACGCGGCUGGGCUUUCGCAGUCUAAGCUGGAUGAAAUCCGUCUCUGGGCAUUGGACCAGAACAUCUCAGCACUGGCAUUAUUGGAAACAAGAUGGAGCUGGUCAGGAGAGUGGCAGGACGAACAUUGGCAGUAUGUGCACUCUGGUGACCCCAAAUCUCGGGGCUGUGGUAUUUUAAUCAUGAUAUGCCGCAAGCUGAGCGCAGAUCUUCGCUGGCGAGAAUGUAUGCCAGGCCGAUUGGUUCAUGUCCAGCUACGGCUAUCUCCGAGAUAUUUGGAUUUCCUGGCUUGCUACCAAUUUUGCUUCCAGGCCAACACUGCCAGACAAACAGACCGGCUUCGUUGGUGGGAGUGCUUUGAAUCUGUCCUGAGCCAUCUGGCUACUCGACAUGUUUUGGCGAUUGCUGGCGAUUUCAACUGCUCCCUGCCGACGACCACCCCGCAGGACAAUAGCACCUGGCGGGAUUUCAUGCAACAGACUGUGGACACGGCCUGUGCUUACAUGUUUCGUGCACUGACCAAGCUGCAGCACAGUACGCCUUUUUCUGAGCAGGAUGUGAGACAGGCAUUAGAGAGCAUUCCCAUUUCCAAAGCCAUAGCUCCAGGUUUUGUGCCGGGUGCCAUUUGGAGGGCCCUUGCUCCUCAUGUGGCUAGGUCUUUGGUUUCAUCACAACGAUCUACCCCCUUCAAGAGAGCAUCUCAUCAUGCCCGCUACAAACUCUGUGGUGGUAUCCAGCUCCUGGUGGACAUGAGUCGUGCCUUUGAUUCCAUUGAGCGAAAUCGACUGUUUGACCGGCUACAUGAACUGGGGGUGCGUAAAGAGGUUGUCAAACUUUUGACGUCUUGGCACAGUGAAACCAGCUACAUGAUCCAAACAGGCGAUGCCACCACCCAAAUUCCUGUGGAGCGGGGCCUGCGUCAGGGCUGCAAAGCGGCCCCCUGGUUGUGGAACUCGACCAUGGCCUUGAUCCUGACUGACCUUGUUGACCUCAUUGAUCGUUCCUGGUUACAAUCCAACAUCAAUUUGUACGCUGAUGAUAUUCAGGCUGGCGAUAUUUUUCAUUCAGAAGAUGAAUUGAUGAACAUUCUCCACAAGUUUGCCAUCAUACUUUCGAUGUUGCAAUCGUAUGGACUCUUGAUCAAUGAGAACAAAUCCAUGAUUCUUUUAACCAUGACAGGGACCUCACAACAACAGGUCAGGCACAGACUUUUUGUGCGACGCAGCAGCGGUCACUCCUUGCAACUCUCGUUUGGUGACAAUCGCUUCACCAUUCCGGUGACUGACAGUGCAAAAUAUUUGGGUGUUGUGAUCAGCUAUGGGUCAUUGGAAGACCACACCAUCAGGCAUCGAGUUCAACUUGCCACUGUCGCAUUUAAAAGGCUUCAGAUUUGGUUCACAGGACGUCGAGGACUGGCCAUGAAAGACAAACUCCGAUUGUGGCAUACCUGUGUUUUACCUAUUGCAACAUAUGGCAUUUUCAGCACAGGGAUCACCACUAAAGGGGCCAAACUUCUCAAUCAAACCUUUACGGUGAUGUUGCGCAAGAUCCUCAUGGACCACUCAUACCUCACUCGACAUUGCAACAGCCAUGUUUUUCAGCUCCAUGACAUUGAUCCUCCUUACUUUGUGCUAUGGCGCUCUGCUGAACGUCUGAAGUGGUCUGUCACUCAGCGAUGUCUUAGACUACGUCCUCAUGACCUGGUUCAACAGCUUCGAUGGGACCAUUUACAGGACAUUCAGACCUUAUUCUUGACUCUACAUGAGGCUGGACCCAAGCAGCAUCCCUUGGCCCCAACCCUCGAGGCCACAGUACUCCGUGCACACCCUGAACAAGCUGGCUUGCCUGGGGCUACUGCUCUGAUGCCGCUGCUUCCUACCAGAUUGGUCAAUUCUCGAUCUGAUGAAGCCAUGCGAGGCAGGGCACAGGAGAUGCACAAGCAUCUACGACUUUUUCAUGCGGCCUAUUGGCCGAUGGUGAUGGCCAAGAGCACUCAGCUCACAAAUCUCUAUGCGGAGGUCGAGAUUCUAUCGAUGGGAGCUCAGGCUGCGCUCACUGUGGCAUUGAGUCCCUCGAUUCCCAAAGAGUUGCGUUUUGCCUUGGAAAGGGCAUUGAUCUCACGAGAUCUUGAGACGUUGCUGACUCAACAUGCUCUGACGCAGCAGAUGGCAGGUAUUUGUCUUUUUUGUGGACAGCGGCUCACUGCCCAGUUGCUCUCCAGCUGGCUCUUGUCCUUUGCCGGGCAUUCAACAAUGGAGGACACCACCAUGACAGAGGGUUUGGAGGCUUCAGCACAGAUCCUCCAAUCCUUUCAGCAUUUGGCACCGCUCCUCGGCGUCAAACUGGACAAGGAUCUGACCCUGGCGCCAAAUCCCGCCCUUCCAAAACGCCCACGCAAGGACGUCGUGCCAAAGGGAAAAGGGCGUCAUGUGAAGCAGGAGACCGAGAUGGAUCAGAGCCAACUUUGCGCGACGGUCCUUCUGAUGGCCAAACUUCUGGUCAGGCACGACCAGCAGAUCGAGGCGGUGAGGCGCGAGGACACAUUCAUCUUCUUCUUCAACAAUCAGGCGCCAACAGGAUCCCUGAAGUGCCUGCUGGCCGCGGCGGAAACCUGGCACUCACAGAGCCAGACCCGGCAGACACCGUGGCAACCGCUUCGGCAGAGACUCCUGCAAGUGCUGCUGAAGGACCUGCUGGCCCGCCUGACACAAUUGGGAGAGGCACCACAGGACUCUCCUCUGGUUCAGGCCGCCCAGAUGAACAAGGUGAUCCUGCCGGACAUGACAUGCCCAUACCUCGACUGGGAUCCAGCACAGAAACAACUGCAGGUCUCCAAGCGGCCUCCGAUCUCCCUGAAGAAGAUGGUUCAGAACAUUCAAGAGCUCCAAGAGAUGAGCACAGAAACGACGUUGGUCCAAGCGCUUCAUGCCCUGCCGCAGUCGGGGGACAUCACCCCUUGGCGCCUUCAAUUGAGCCUGAGAGCCGACAGGGAGUAUUGGCUGAUGCGGGCUCUUUGCGGCUCGAGCAUCUGGGUUCUCAUGGCGGCCAGUCUCAAAGCUCACAGUCUACAUCAGUCCAGUCUGGCAAAUCAGUUGAGCAAGGACUUGACCUUUGAACGUGAGAUGCUGCUUGACAUGGUUGCUCAUGCUCGCUUUGCCAAUGUGGACAAUUGGUGCUUUGCAAAUUCGGCAGUGCUCUCACUUCUGUGGACGACGAUGAGCGUCAGGGAGUGCACACUUUCUUUUUGGGGCUUGCAUUGCAACACUUUAUUUGACUUUGUCCACAAGCUCCAUUCACAACCAGGCGUUUUGUCACAGGAAACAUGGUUCAAUGAAGUCUUGCAAUGCUGGGGACGUCAUGACCCGGAAAAUCCGGGGCACAUAUCUCAACAGGAUGCCGCUGAAUUUAUCAGCACCUGGCUCCAUGCCAUGCAGAGCCCGGCUUUCGACAUGCGAUGGGAAAGACGCAUUGAAGCAGAUAGCAUUGUCCAUAAGGUUGAUGAGAGUGCUUCUUCUUUGCCACUCUUUCUGCAAUUUGCUCCUAUCCAUGUUCAUUUGCCUCGAUGUGCAUUGUCUGACUUGGUCCAGGUAUGGCAUUUGGCUGACGGCAUGAAGGCUGCGUUGCUGGCUUCCACCACAUGCAUUUGCGUGCACAUUGAUCGGUGUGUUCAGGACCCUCAAACUUCUGGAGUUGGUCGAUGCAUGACGAUUAUUGAUCCAGAAGUUGAUUGUCUUUUCCCAAUCUUUCUGGACAAGACGAUUGCAUGUGGUUUGAUUGAAUACACCAUCAUUGCCAUGCAGGCUCACUUGGGUGGAGAUGCACAUGGCCACUAUCGCACUGCUGUACGAAUCCACCCUACGGUGACCCAAGGCCCAGCUCCUUCUAACUGGCUUCUCUGUGAUGACUGGCAGCAACCAGUUCCAGUGUGGAACCUUCCGGACUGGUUGCUUCGAACCUGCACUGUUUUGUGGCUAGUCCGUAGUGACAGCUUACAGAUGCACCACUAUGCUGACUCGGUGCAACAGGCUGGGGAUACCAAAUCAAUUGAUGCCAUGCUCGCGCCAUUUUGGCCAUACCCAGCAAGUGACCUUGAUGUGGUCUCCCAGAUGAGGUGGAUCGCGAAGCCUUCGAACUGCAGCAUAAAGGUUCUCAAGGACAAGCAAAAGGAGAACCUACGCAUGCACGCAACAGAGAAGGACAGUCGAAAGUUGCAGGGAGCUCGUUUCAAGAUCAAAGACGAAAUGAGGCUGAGCCGACAAAGCCCCACCGGCGAAGAGAAGCAGAGCGGCGUGAA
Cladocopium goreaui is the source of this 5105-nucleotide messenger RNA. The record is from the annotation of a GenBank genome assembly. NCBI's taxonomy places the organism in Eukaryota, Dinophyceae, Suessiales, Symbiodiniaceae.